AUGAAAACAUUGAGAAAUCCAAGGAAAAUGACCCUGAAGGGAUUUAUAGGACUGAGUAAUAGGUUAAGGAAGAAGCUAGAGAAGUGCUUCGCCCUUGAUCCUGUUGUGCUGUUUCUGCUUGGGUAUAAUUAUAGGAAGUUUGAAGAUGACUGUGGUUCGAGUAGAUUUGAGGAGUUUGUGGAAAGUGUAAAAGAGAGUAUGGAUACUCGAAUUAUGAGUAAUGCUGAGCUAGAACAGACUUAUAGCACUCUGUAUAACCAAUCCUCACUUUCAGAAGUUUUCAAACUAGACUGUCUAAAAUAACCAUAAAACCACCUUCCAAGAUACAGCCAAAGAUCUCCCAAACCUUACAAAAACUCUCCUUUCAACCCCAUCUCCAGGACAAGAGACCCAGAAAAAGGCUAAUUUCGAGCUAGAACCCCUCCCAAAAUUCCUAACCCUCCCUACCCUCCCUCCUGCCCCUGCCACCCCCACUUCCAGCUCCUCCACAUCCCCCCUUCCACACGCUCAAACCACCCAAAAUCCCCUUCCGAGGCCUCGCAGACCUCCUCCUGGCCCAUUUCCUCCAAAAUCCCUGAUGAAGCGACCAAGGAUUUCCUCUAAAGACUCGGCCUAGUCAGGUUUAUGUACACUUAGUGCCUAAACCUACUACUUCAGUUCCUU
Messenger RNA from Moneuplotes crassus, 663 nucleotides. Lineage: Eukaryota; Ciliophora; Spirotrichea; Euplotida; Euplotidae. The record is from the annotation of a GenBank genome assembly.